This is a messenger RNA of Phycomyces blakesleeanus NRRL 1555(-), 225 nucleotides long. RefSeq lists its product as hypothetical. Bases 1 to 225 code for a protein of 74 amino acids. The record is from RefSeq and is a predicted model, not a curated record. The transcript is spliced from 2 exons. NCBI's taxonomy places the organism in Eukaryota, Fungi, Mucoromycota, Mucoromycetes, Mucorales, Phycomycetaceae.
AUGCUGAACCAAGUAGACUCUGCUUAUGACCUUCGAUCGGUACCAGACAAGCAGAUCGAUGCCCUUGAGAUCUUUUGUGCUUUCAUUUUCCGAGUCAAGGAACAACUUCCAAAAAGGUGGGGCCAAGAAUCCGAGUUUCUGUUUCUUGCUGUCAUUCAGACUCAUUUGUUGGUCUGUUCAUUUUGCCAUGGAGCUUUGGUCAAUGGAACGGUCAACAGGAUGUAG